Molecule: messenger RNA, 1320 nt
Organism: Salarias fasciatus (jewelled blenny)
Lineage: Eukaryota; Metazoa; Chordata; Actinopteri; Blenniiformes; Blenniidae
Product: diamine acetyltransferase 1
Exons: 6
Coding region: 168-677 (169 amino acids)
Molecular function (GO): diamine N-acetyltransferase activity; spermidine binding
Source: RefSeq, a predicted model, not a curated record
UCCAGAGGUCCGGUUUCACACUGAGGCAGACACAAACUCGGUUUAUGCUGUGUGUUCUUUUUCUUUUUCGGGGGGAAAACUCCUGACUAGCGAAUGAGGAAACAAAUUUUGCUCAUAUUCACAUUUAGAGGACUAGUGAGCAAAGGGAAAAAGGGCAAAAAAAGAAAAUGGACAAGUUCAUAUUAAGGAAGGCUGAACCAAAGGAUGUACCCGAUAUCUUGCGACUCAUAAAGGAACUGGCUAAGUUUGAAGAGAUGGAGGAAAAGGUCCUGCUGACAGAGAAAGAGCUACUUGAGGAUGGAUUUGGAGAUCAUCCAUUCUACCACUGCUUAGUUGCUGAGGUCCCAAAGGAUCAGGACUCAGAAGGCUACUCGGUCGUUGGUUUUGCCAUGUACUACUUCACCUACGACCCUUGGAUUGGGAAGCUUCUGUACCUGGAGGACUUCUUUGUCAUGGAGGAGUGCAGGGGCCUUGGGAUUGGUUCACAGAUCAUGAAGGUCCUGAGCGAGACGGCAGUGAAGACCCGCUGCAGCAGCAUGCAUUUCAUCGUGGCGGAAAACAACACCAAGUCUAUCGAGUUCUACAAGAGGAGAGGAGCGGCUGACCUCUCCUCUGAGGAGGGCUGGCGUCUCUUUGAGAUUGACAAGAAUGAUCUGCUGAAAAUGACCGCCAAAUAAGAACUCACCCAUCUCUGACUGACUCACUGUAAUAAUCUAGUGUCGUUUGGUCAGUAUUAAUGAAUAAAUCCACUAAUAAACUGUUACUUUUGGCAAAAAGCAUAUCUGACACAUUCACCUCUAGUUAGAUUUGGACUGACCUCAUGCUGUUUGAUGAAAAACUGCUGAGAUUUUGAGAAUUGUAUGAUUUUAACAUGGUGUACUGCUUCCAGAAACUUUUUUAUACUUGAGAUCAAAUGAAUUUUUUUUUGUUAUAUUUCUGUUUUUUUAAACAUAAUCAUCACAAAUAAUUUUUCUGUGAUUCCUUGUUGACUCAAAUAAUAAUUCACACAAAUUUUGCAUUACUUAUAUCAAAUGUAAUCCAAUGAAUGCAUUUAAUGUUUUCUGACUGAAAUAAUGCCUGAGAUUCUAUUAUUAAACACUAACACAUCCUUAUAAUUGUAUUAAUAUCUUAGAGUGCUGUUUAUUUUUUUCUAAAUCUAAUAAAAGUAGAGCUAUUAUUAAGAUUAAAUGCCUUGAAUUAGUUUACAUCCAUGUAUUUCUUUGAAUUGUUUAUAUGUUAGGAGAUGAUUAUUACUGUAUGUUGUAUAAACUGUCUCAUCAAUAAAACACUUCCUCCUUGAAGAACAGUGGCUUUUAUGGU